Molecule: messenger RNA, 1943 nt
Organism: Exophiala mesophila
Lineage: Eukaryota; Fungi; Ascomycota; Eurotiomycetes; Chaetothyriales; Herpotrichiellaceae
Exons: 1
Coding region: 1-1602 (533 amino acids)
Biological process (GO): rRNA processing; positive regulation of transcription by RNA polymerase I
Cellular component (GO): nucleolus
Molecular function (GO): protein binding
Source: RefSeq, a predicted model, not a curated record
AUGGCGGCUGAGGUGCAGCCCAUUGCCCAGGUCAAACUACCUGCGCAGCUGUCUUCUCUCACCCCCGAACAGAUCUACUGGAGGAGUUUCAAGUCACCACUUAGCGUUCCCUCACCAACCAAGCAUGCCGUCGUUCAUAUCUCUCAACCAGCGCCCAGCGCCACCAGCCAGAAUACAUCCGAUACAUUUGCAGUAACCACUGGCGCUAGAGUUCAGCUAUAUUCUACAAAAAGCCGUAAGGUGGUUCGGUCAAUUACACGAUUCGACGACAUUGCCUACAGUGGAGAGGUUCGAUACGAUGGACGGGUCCUGGCGGCAGGUGACGAGACAGGUGCCAUACAGGUCUUUGACGUCAACUCGAGAGCUAUCCUCAAGACGUGGAAAGAGCAAAAACAAUCUGUACAGACGGUCAAAUGGAGCCCACGAGAUCCUACAAGCCUGAUGAGUUGCGGUGACGAUCGAACGGUCAGAUUAUGGGACCUUCCCAGCGAAUCUAGUGUCGAGACUUUCCGCGGCCACCAAGACUAUGUCCGCACCGGGUUGUUUCUCCCUGGCAACUCGGGUAAUCUACUGGUGUCAGGUAGCUACGACCAGACAGUGCGUUUAUGGGACCCUCGGACGCCAUCUUCUGCCGUGAUGACUUUCAAACAUAUUGCUGCCGUUGAAGAUGUAUUAUGCAUGCCUUCUGGCACGACAAUCCUGGCCGCGGCAGAUAACCAGGUAGCUGUGUUGGAUAUUGUGGCUGGCCGCCCACGCCACAUCAUCAAAAAUCACCAGAAAACGGUCACUGCCCUGGCUCUCGCUUCAAACGGGACCCGAAUUGUGAGCGGCGGCCUUGACGGACACAUGAAAGUCUUUGAGACUUCUGGGUGGAACGUUGUGUAUGGUUCAAAAUACCCAUCGCCCAUACUGUCUCUGGCAGUUAUUGGCUCUGGAAGUCCACGAGAGGAGAAGCAUGUCGUGGUCGGAAUGGCCAGUGGCCAGCUCAGUAUCAAAACCAGGUUAUCCGGGGAACAGAAAAUUAAGGAGCGGGAACGGCAACGGCAAAUGGAUGCAUUGAUUGCAGGGACAAUCGAAGAAUACGACAAGAAACAAGCCAAGAAAAGGACCCGGGGCAUCGAGAAGAGAUUAAGAGGCAGAGACCACCAAGGCGAGGAUGCGGACAUUAUUGUGCAAGGGGACAGCAGACCAAAGGUCAAGAAGCAGACUCAAUGGGAAAAGGCCUUGCACAAGGGCAGUUACGGAGAUGCCCUGGAUCUCGCCUUGAGGAGCGGAGACAAAAUGACCGUGGUCACACUUCUCAACAAUCUUCGAUAUCGGUCUGCCUUGAAAGCAGCCUUGGAAAAUCGCACCGAACAGACUCUUCAACCGAUCAUGAGUUGGCUCUGGAAGAACAUUCCCAACUCAACCUUUGUUCCACUCUGCGUUGAGCUGGCGAUGAACAUCAUGGACCUCUACUCCAAACACCUAGCGGAAAGUGAGCUGUUGGCUAAAUUGGUCAUGAAGCUUCGCGAACGAGUUCUUGAAGAGGUCGACCGCACUAAGCAAGCUGGCACGACUCGCGGCAUGCUGGAGAUUCUGAGCCCAGGGGUUGUGGGUUGAAUGGCUUUGGUGAGGUAGACGUUAAGCAAGACGCUUUAACCAAUAUCUGGCAAAACCACGACAUGGGGCCCAAAGUAUUGCCACCUUCUACAAAAAAUCAGUCAGAAGUCGCAAGAUUGGUCAGCUGGCGCUGGAUCAUUGCAGAAGACGAGGAUACCACUCAAGGUCGUUUUUGCAUUUUCGGCGCUUGAAGGUCGUAGAACCACGGCAACACAUGUCCAGAUCUUGUCAAAGACAGUCCAUUGAGCAUUUGGAUCUGAGAAUGGAUCCCUUGAUUCAGUGUGCGAACAUACUCACACUGAGAACGCUCAACGGCAUAGCCUCCGGCUAUUUGACUGGGC